This is a messenger RNA of Dendrobium catenatum, 2812 nucleotides long. RefSeq names its product zinc finger CCCH domain-containing protein 65. Lineage: Eukaryota; Viridiplantae; Streptophyta; Magnoliopsida; Asparagales; Orchidaceae. The coding region runs from base 248 to 2476 and encodes 742 amino acids. The record is from RefSeq and is a predicted model, not a curated record. The transcript is spliced from 14 exons. Gene Ontology annotation, molecular function: metal ion binding; mRNA binding.
AGGCCCCAUCCCCGACGCCGCGGCGUCGCUUUCCUUUCCAAAUACCCGAAUUAAUGGCUGAUAGCCUGAUACUCAAAAUGUCACUAGACAUCAGAAAUAAAGCAGAAGGACGCGCCUCUUUGUUGAUCUUUUUUCGCCGUUGACGUCUCCGUUAAAGUCGCCGGCUUUUGGUUGCACUCAUUCCGCCUUCUCCUGGUGACCCUCUGCCUUCCCGCUCUAUCGCCACGCAUCCUCCCGCUUAGGGCGAAUGGUGAAGCUGUCUCUGGGACUCUUAUCAUUGUUUAAAAAUAUAAAUUUAGGGUUUGGCCAUCCACACAUGCCUAUGACCACAUCAACCGGUACAAUGGAGGAUAAAGAGUUCACGAAGGUGGAACAAGAUAAUAAAAUGGGGUUGGCUGGAGAUCACCGGGAGAUCACUGCUGUGGAAAAGGAUACAAGAAUCAGAAGUGAUGAGACUGGAUCCGAUACAUUUGUGAUGGACAGGAAAUUUAAUCAUCCAUUAAGGGAGGGUGCUCGAGGACCAGAAAAUAUCACUUCUUCAGAAAAUGUUGGACAAAUAGAAUGUAAGUUUUAUUUAUUGCCUGGAGGUUGCAAAUUUGGUAAUGACUGUAGAUCCCUUCACCAUGUACGGCUAAACUUUUUGGGACUGCCAAUUCGCCUGGGUGAGAAAGAGUGUCCAUUUUACAUGCGUACUGGUGGUUGCAAGUUUGCAAGCCAUUGUAGGUUUCAUCACCCAGAUCCUACUGCUGUAAUAGGUGAUUCCUUUCAAGAUCUUAAAAAUGGUGUGCCUUCUCAGCAUCAUGUACUUGCAGAACAAUUGUGUGAGACACCGAUGCCUUCAGAAAACCCUUCCAAUGAACAAACAGACUUUUUAGGCCCGUUUACACCUAACCGGGGAUUCCAAGAAAAUGUGCAUCGGAAAGGAAAUCAGACAACCACGAGUCCAUUACAUUCUCGAGAGAUGAAUAUAAAUGACCAAAGACAAAUAUUAGCUAACAGAGAUACUGCAGAGGAAUACCCUCAAAGGCCCGGUGAACCUGAGUGCCAGUAUUUUAUGAAAACUGGAUACUGUAAGUUCAAAUCAGCAUGCAGAUAUCAUCAUCCAAAAUCAAAUGUCAGUUUCCUUGGCCUGCCGCAAAGAUCUUCUUCUCAGCAAUUGCGUGAGACACCAUUGCCCUCAGAAAACACUUCAAAAGAACAAACAGCCUUUUUAGGCCCGUCAUCAUCUUAUGUUCCAGACCUAUUCACACCUAGCCAUGGACUCAAGACAAACGCACAAUGGAAUGGAAGUCAGUCUGUCACAAAUCUAUUGCAUCCUUCAGAAAUAAAGAUAGUUGACCAGCAGCAAGAAUUUGUUAAAAGGGAUCCUGCAUAUGAAUUCAGUGGUGGAGAGCCACAACAGUAUGAUGCAUACCCUCAAAGGCCUGGCAAGCCUGAGUGUCAGUAUUUUAUGAAAACUGGAUACUGCAAAUUCAAAGCAACAUGCCGAUAUCAUCAUCCGAAAUCAAAUCUUAGUUUCCUGGGCUUGCCACUGAGACCUGCUAGCAACGACUGUAAGCAAGAUGGUCCUGUAGAACAAAUAUGUGAGGUACCAUUGUCUUCAGAAGAUGCUUCAAAUGAUCAGAGAGCUUUUUUAUGUCCGUCAUCAUCGGAUGUUCAAAGUUUGUUUACACCUAUCCAGGGAAUCCAACCAAAUGUACAAUGGAAUGUUGAUCAGGCUGUCACAAGUCUACUGUAUCCCCAAGAAACAAAAAUAAUUAACCAUCAGCAAGAAUUAGCUUCCAAGGAUGCUGCAUAUGAAUUCAGUGGUGGCGAGCCACAACAGCAUGAUGAAUACCCUCAAAGGCCUGGCAAGCCUGAGUGUCAGUUUUUUAUGAAAACUGGACAAUGCAAAUUCAAAUCAGCAUGCCGAUAUCAUCAUCCAAAAUCAAAUCUCAGUUUCCCUAGCUUGCCACUAAGAUCUGCAAGCAACAACUAUGAGCAAAAUGGUUCUUCAGAACAAUUGAGCGAGAUACCAUUGUCUUCAGAAAACGCUUUAAAUGAUCAGAGAACCGUUUUAUCUCCGUCAUCAUCUAAUGUUCAAGGUCUAUUUACACCUGAACAGGGACUCUGGACAACCCAGCAAUGGAAUGGAGAUCAGAUGGCCACAAAUCCAUUGCAUCCUCCAGAAAUAAAAAAAAAUGAAGAAAAGCAUGAAUUAGCUAAUACGGAUACAGCUUAUGAUUUGAAUGGUGGUGUGAAGUCGCAGCAACUUGAUGAAUACCCUCAAAGGCCUAAUGAACCUGAAUGCCGGUAUUUCAUGAAAACUGGACACUGCAAGUUAAAAUCAGCUUGCAGAUAUCAUCAUCCCAAAUCAAAUCGCAGUUUACUGACCCCGCCACUGAAACCCGAUAAGCCUAUAUGUACAUACUAUGGCCGUGGAAUUUGCAAGUUUGGCUCUGCUUGUAGAUACAGUCAUCAUAUGGAACAUACUUGAAUUUAUGCAACAAUAGUUACCAUCUCAGAAAAUGGCUCCAGUUGGUAUACUGAUUCAGCAAUUGGUUGAACAAAAAAUAAUACAUUAGCUUAGGGUUCUUGCCUUGGAAACUGUAUUAAAAGAAAAUGUUUUGCUUUUCUUGCUCUUCUUUGGGUGGUUGUGCACUUUCAUAGUACGUGGCUGAUGCCUUAAGCGGUGGAACAAAAGAGUACUCUUCAGAUUUUUAAAGAGUGCCCCUUCUAAGGCUUCAUUUGUAAUAAUUUUAUAUAACUAUUUUUUUAUGCCUUCAAAAAAAAUUUGAAAAAAAUCCAAACAAACCUAAUCUUUUAUAAGCAA